AUGGGUUUGGAAGAUGAGAAGAAGGAAGGAGAAGCUUCAGGAGAGACAUCAGAGAAAGAAAUUGGGUUAAGCAGAAAGAACAGUCAGAGCUCUUUGUCUCCGACAGAGGAUGAUGAAGAUGAUGAAGACAAGAAGCUGGAAAUUGGUCCCAUGAUCGCUCUAAAAGAACAACUUGAGAAAGACAAGGAUGAUGAAAGCUUGAGGAGGUGGAAGGAACAACUUCUUGGCGUCGUGGAUUUGGAAGAUGUCGGAGAGACACCGGAUCCAGUAGUAAAGAUACUAGAUCUCACAAUAAGAUCACCGGACAGAGAGGAAAUGGUAUUGACAAUACCCGAAGAUGGUUUGCCGAACCCGAAAGGACCUUGGUUUACCAUAAAGGAAGGUUCUAAGUACACUCUUGUCUUCAACUUCCGUGUCACAAACAACAUUGUGUCAGGCCUUCGCUAUAACAACACCGUUUGGAAAACUGGCGUUAAGGUGGAUAGUGCAAAAACAAUGCUUGGUACGUUUAGUCCUCAAGCUGAGCCUUACCAACAUGUAAUGCCUGAAGAAACAACACCCUCUGGUAUGUUUGCUAGAGGAUCCUAUACCGCAAGAACUAAGUUCGUUGAUGACGAUAAUAAGUGUUACUUGGAGAUCAACUACACCUUCGACAUCCGCAAGAAUUGGCAAUGA
Messenger RNA from Capsella rubella, 675 nucleotides. RefSeq names its product rho GDP-dissociation inhibitor 1. Lineage: Eukaryota; Viridiplantae; Streptophyta; Magnoliopsida; Brassicales; Brassicaceae. Gene Ontology annotation, biological process: Rho protein signal transduction. The record is from RefSeq and is a predicted model, not a curated record. The transcript has 5 exons. Bases 1 to 675 code for a protein of 224 amino acids. Gene Ontology annotation, cellular component: cytosol; membrane; cytoplasm. Gene Ontology annotation, molecular function: Rho GDP-dissociation inhibitor activity; protein binding.